This is a messenger RNA of Vicia villosa (hairy vetch), 1086 nucleotides long. Its product is annotated as probable RNA-binding protein ARP1. Gene Ontology annotation, molecular function: RNA binding. NCBI's taxonomy places the organism in Eukaryota, Viridiplantae, Streptophyta, Magnoliopsida, Fabales, Fabaceae. The transcript is spliced from 6 exons. The coding region runs from base 158 to 832 and encodes 224 amino acids. The record is from RefSeq and is a predicted model, not a curated record.
GCAGAAUCUGAGGAAAUAUAAUCAUUACCAAAAUCAACAACUUUUCUUCACACACACUACUAGUACUAGUACACCACAUUGUUCCUCCGAGAAUUUCGAUAUAAUCAAUAAGGGCUUUUUCUGAAAAUUGUAUUCACAAAACAACAACAGUACGAGGAUGAGUCCAAACGUUGUUGUUCCGAAACAACAUAGUAAGGUUUUUGUGGGAGGAUUGGCUUGGAAAACCCAAACAGACACACUGAAAAGCUAUUUUGAUCAGUUCGGUGAGAUUCUUGAAGCUGUUGUCAUCAUUGACAGAACCACCGGAAAAUCAAAAGGAUAUGGCUUUGUUACUUUCAAGGAUCCAAAUUCUGCUAUAAUAGCUUGCCAGAAUCCUAAUCCUGUCAUUGAUGGAAGAAGAACUAACUGUAAUCUUGCAUUGGCAAAAUCUAAUCCAUCAACAUCAACAGGAAGGAGGAAUCUCAAUAGUCCUUCAUGGAACUAUGCACCAUUACAAUUUUCAAGCUCCUAUAAUUAUUACAAUCAACAUCUAUCUCAAUAUGCAUAUCCUUAUCCAGUUUAUAGGUACUCGUACCCUGGUUAUCUUCGUCCACACAACAUUUAUGACAUGAACUAUCCUAAUGUAUAUGGUGGACCACAAUUUCCAGUUCCUUUGUAUCCACCAUAUUACCAACCAUUUUAUGGGCACAGUAAGCAUUUAGUUCCAACAUCAUAUGUGAAAAAGACUCAAUUCCCUGGCCCUACUAUUACUAGCAGCAGUGGAGCUGUCAAAGAAAUAGUAGGUGCAACAAGAGUGGUGGAAUCUCCCAAAGAUCAAACAUCUUCAAAUUAAAUAGGAGUUUCCAUCAAUUGACUAGAAGAAUGUUUAAUAAAGUAUAAAGUUUGGAGAAAAUGUUUUAUGAUUUGGUUUAGCAAUCUAACUAUAGAUAGCAGGAACAUAUUGAAGGUGAUUUUAGAUACCAGUCACUGAUGAAAUAAAUAAGAAUUUCUUCGUUUUCUUGAAAAUUUUGUUUGUGUGAAUUAUGAUGCAUGUUACACAUUCUUUAGUUAUUCUAGUUUAUCUUUUCUAGCUGCACUAUUAUUAUA